AUGCAGGCAUAUUUUCAAAUUCUGCCUAUAGAAAAUCUGACGGAUGACUCUAUCCCUCUGUACCCCAAGGUUAUCGUGGAUGGAGAGAGUCCAGUUGCAAUAUGUAUUUUAGGGGACCCAGCCUAUCCCUUGCUACCUUUUGUUAUGAAAGAGUUUGCCAACAACAGCACUUUUUUGGUUUCAAACUUUUAUCUGCAAUGUGCUUUGGGGAGGUUGAAGGGUCGUUUUGGCUGUCUCAAGAGGGAUAUGGACAGAGAUAUCAAGUAUUUGCCGGAAGUUGUCCAUGUUUUUUUUAGCUUGCAUAAUUAA
This is a messenger RNA of Pocillopora meandrina, 309 nucleotides long. The record is from the annotation of a GenBank genome assembly. NCBI's taxonomy places the organism in Eukaryota, Metazoa, Cnidaria, Anthozoa, Scleractinia, Pocilloporidae.